Molecule: messenger RNA, 1114 nt
Organism: Ruditapes philippinarum (Manila clam)
Lineage: Eukaryota; Metazoa; Mollusca; Bivalvia; Venerida; Veneridae
Product: polyprenol reductase-like
Exons: 5
Coding region: 133-1041 (302 amino acids)
Biological process (GO): dolichol-linked oligosaccharide biosynthetic process; polyprenol catabolic process
Cellular component (GO): endoplasmic reticulum
Molecular function (GO): 3-oxo-5-alpha-steroid 4-dehydrogenase activity
Source: RefSeq, a predicted model, not a curated record
ACGGUGCGUUCAUAAAUACUCGCCAUUCCAAUUUGUUUGUCCUACUUCAUCUAAUAAUUGCAACUUUCUUAAAGUAGUUUAAAAUACCAUACUCUGUUGAAAAUACAUUGUUUUCAAAUACAAUCUGCAGAUAUGUUUUCCAUUGGAACGUUUGCAUGGCUGAUGUGUACUGUUUGGGUAUCACUGGGAGCUCUCUUUGUUAGCUACCCAUCACUGACCCCUGCUAUUAUCCUUCACCUGUAUGUAUAUGGUAAAAUCAGAAAGACUGAUAACAUCAAAAAAGGAAACAACAAUUUUUUACUUCCAAAGAGUUAUUUCAGCCACUUUUACUUCUCUGGUAUUAUCUGCAUCACAUCAUCAUUAUUGAUGUGUCUGUAUGUAACAUGCGGUGGUGGACAGUGGCCUGAAUUUGUACACACCAUCAUUGCUGUCAUGAGAUACCCUGUACCUGAGAGUUAUGGGGACAUGUUCUCUAACAUUGUGGUUUUGACCUGUGCAAGUUGCCAGGUAUUGAGAAGGUUUCUCGAGUGUCUAUUUAUCAGUGUUUACUCUCCUGAUAGCAAAAUGAGCUUCGUCAUCUACUUUGUUGGUGUGGCAUUCUAUACAGCUCUUCCUAUUACCUCCCUUUCAGGGACUAAUCUUAAUGAUGCUUUCAAAUGUGAAGAAUUACUUCAGUAUGUUUGUUGGAACCAUAUUGUUGGUGUUGCUCUAUUUAUCUGGGCAUCAUAUCAGCAGAGAAGAGUUGCAAUCCAGUUUGCUCAACUUCGCCAGAACAAAUCAGGGAGAGUUCAUAACACAAAGCAUCACAUUCCGUAUGGAGGAUUAUUUAAAUAUGUGUCAUGUCCACAUUACUUCACAGAAAUACUCAUAUAUCUCUCGAUGAAUAUCAUCUUCUCAUUCAGAAACACUAUGAUGAUCUCAUUGUUCAUAUUUGUUCUAGCAAACCAGGUGAUUUCAGGCUACUUUAGUCAUAAAUGGUACAAAGAGACAUUUAAAACUUAUCCUAAAAAUAGAAAAUCAACCAUUCCUUUUAUAUUUUAAGAAGGUAUUUGUUCAUAAAAACUCACGUCAUGUAAGAUGAGUACAUGUACUUUUAGAGUAUUUAAAAUUUGAU